Drosophila montana is the source of this 863-nucleotide messenger RNA. It is a transcript of the gene Tina-1, whose product is annotated as Troponin C-akin-1. The transcript is spliced from 4 exons. The record is from RefSeq and is a predicted model, not a curated record. Gene Ontology annotation, cellular component: cytosol. NCBI's taxonomy places the organism in Eukaryota, Metazoa, Arthropoda, Insecta, Diptera, Drosophilidae. Bases 129 to 635 code for a protein of 168 amino acids. Gene Ontology annotation, molecular function: gamma-glutamylaminecyclotransferase activity.
GAGUUGAGCCUUCAGCUGGUGCAGUUCAGUUUCCUACUCUCUCUACGCUCGUGUUGUUUGUGCAACUCUUGCUGAAUUUUUAAAGUAAUUUGCAAGUUUAAGUAAAUCAAGUGCAUUUAUAAGGAAUAAUGGGUCAAAUCAAGAAAGCUUCAUCGGCAUUGAGCAAAUUGUUUGUCUAUGGCGCCUUAAAGUACGGACAGCCGAGCAAUUCGAUCUUGGCCAAUACUGGCAACGGUUAUGCCAAUUUCUGGUGCCGUGCGACAACUACACAGAAGCUGCCGCUAGUGAUUGCCACGCGGUACAACAUUCCGUUCUUGCUCAACAAGCCCGGCGUUGGAUAUUAUGUAACCGGUGAGAUCUACGAGGUGGAUGAUCGCAUGCUCAACUCGCUGGACAAUCUUGAGGAUUGCCAGGACAUUUACACGCGCGAGAUGCAGGACAUGAACAUUGGCGUGGGCGAGGGCACCGUUCCCUGCUGGGUCUAUCUGCUGCAGAAAUAUCCGGAGAAGCUGCUGUCGCUGCCAUAUUUGUCCGGCUAUGAGAAUAGCUCCACACAUCCCUAUAUAAUGCGCCAUCGUCGCACACACAAGCAUCCGGCACAGGAUGAUCUCAGCUAUGAAACAGCUCAAAACUAAAUUGUGUUCGAAAAGGCGUGGCCAAUUAUUACUAUAUAUAUAACUACCGGUAGUUGCAUUUGUAGAACGUAUACAGACUUAAAAACCAAUUAUAUGUACACGCAUUUAGACGCAGGUGUACAUAAUAUUAACUGAUAUAUACACAUAUUAUAUGCGUAUUCUAGUUUAUAGCGAACGUAGUUUGUAAUUUUAUAAGUUUCGAGAGAAAAUAAAAGAAAUUCGAGUAAA